Fusarium coffeatum is the source of this 174-nucleotide messenger RNA. RefSeq lists its product as uncharacterized. Bases 1 to 174 code for a protein of 57 amino acids. Lineage: Eukaryota; Fungi; Ascomycota; Sordariomycetes; Hypocreales; Nectriaceae. The record is from RefSeq and is a predicted model, not a curated record. The transcript is spliced from 2 exons.
AUGAAGUUCUUUGCUGCUCUGACCUUUGCCCUCUCAGCCCUGGGCUUAGCAUCUGCUACCAAAUGCUGCGCCGACAAGAGUUGCUCCGGUGAAUGUGUCCCUAUCGCGGGGAUGGAGGGUGAGCUUAUAUCUUGUCCUUUGAAUAAGCCCCAGCCAUGCGAGGGCGAUCCGUAG